This is a messenger RNA of Podarcis lilfordi (Lilford's wall lizard), 5260 nucleotides long. NCBI's taxonomy places the organism in Eukaryota, Metazoa, Chordata, Lepidosauria, Squamata, Lacertidae. The record is from the annotation of a GenBank genome assembly.
AGGCUGGAAGGGGCGCGCCGUCCAGCAAGAGGGAAGCGGCCCAUUGCGCCUUUCGCUCGCGGCAGGAUGGCGGUGCCCGGCUGGGAGCGCGCGGCCCGGCUCCUGCUCUGCGCGGCGGGGCUGGCGCUGUCUGCUUACGCUUUCCACGUGGAGACCUCGAAGGAGCGGGACGCCGCCUACCGGGCCAUGUGCGACAUCAGCGCAGCCGUCAGCUGCUCCCGCGUCUUCACUUCCAGGUGAAUGAAUGCUCCAGCGCCAGGAGCCCCAGAUCUUGUGGGAUGAUCUCCUGCGAUUUGCACCCCGGUGGCAUCCGCCACACGCACACGCGUCGGAUCCCACGCGUGCUUGUUUCCAAAAAGAGGUCCCGCUGGGAUUUACUUCCGAGUAAGCGUGCGUGGGAUUGCAGCCUGACCCUGUGCAAUUGGCAUGCUUACUCGGGACGAAAUGCAAAGGGUUGAAAUCUCUCCCUACCACCCAGUGGAGUUCAAGGUGUGGACUAUCCCUGCCCGUGUUGGGUUAAAUUCCACUUCUUUUGGGAAAGUAUUAUUUGUCCUGGAGUUUCCUCAGUUCCGCUGAAAAGCUCCAAUCGAUCUUCUGAAUCCUUUCCUGCUUGCAGCACAAUUGAGAAAGGGGUGUCUUAACGGGUGGCAGGAGAGGAGGGGGGAAAUUGUUAGCAGAAGUCACCGGUAUGCUCGCCUAACCUUCUGUAAACAGCCAGGAAGGACGUCCCCAGGGUAACUGACCCUUUAUUAUUUGGCUGGAGAAUGUGAAUGAGGGGGAUGACGUGUCCCUUAUGUAUGCUGGAGGUGACGCAGAAUGGGCCUCUUGUGGUCUAUAAAAGAUCUGACAUUGGUAAGAUGCGUCUUUAUAUUGGCCCAGUUUGCCUUAGGCAGCCAACCAGACACUGUCAUUGCAUGAUCUUAGACAAUCCACAGUGUUCUAUAAAGACUUAAGUAUCAUAAUUACUGUUUAUUGCUAACAUUCUGCACCAUCUCCUCCCAUUACAGGUGGGGUCGUGGUUUUGGCCUGGUGGCCACGUUUCUGGGACCUCGUAGCGUGUUCAACCAGCCUAAUAGCGUCUUUGGGAUCGCUUUCUACACCCUGCAAAUCCUUCUGGGUGAGUGACACAUGCAGAUGGAUGCGUCAAAGAGAACACAGGUGUCCACACAUGGAUGCGGGUGUCGCUAACAGCAUCCAAUCCAAACACUGGGCAGAGGAGAAUCUAGCUGCCCAUAUUUUCAACUCUGUAUGUUACCAGGUGUGUUGUCCUCCCCUGACGACUACAUCAGGUAUUAGCAACAUUUCGUAAUUCAGGGUAGACCAGAGCUGUUGCACACUCCUGCUAUGAACUAUCUCCAGUGUACUACCUCUGGAUGCAAGGUCAAGGGAAUCAGGGAAAGUGCUGUCGCAAUCAAGUUCUGCUUGUGGUCUUCCACGGCUGGCCAGUGAGAGAACAGGAUGCUGGAUUAAAAUGAAGAGUGCUCAAAGAAGUGGUGCCAAAACAGGGCCACUGAGAAAUGAGAGGAAUGUAUAGAGGGGAACUGUGGGGGUUUGCAAGUGUACAAAAAAAAUAUAUUAUAAUCUAAAGAACGCAAACUCUAGGAGCAGCCCCAAACAGAGAGGACCAAGCAUACUGAGUAGCUACAGAAUGUAGAGGGGCAGCUAAAGAGUUGCAGGGGGGGUGGACAGACACUGAAUGGGAUGGGUGGUGAAAAUGGAAUGCCCUGCUCAGUGGGAGGAGCUAACCAGAACCCCGAACAAGAACAUUAGGAGGGAGGAUAUACUGCAACAUUUUGUUGACAUUCUCAUGUGUGUGGUCAAAAACCUUUGUUUCCUUCAGAUGAUUCACAGGUGGGGACUGGAAAUCCAAAGUUGGGGUGGUCAGCUGAAAGGUUGGAGGCCGGUUUUAGCUUUCAGUCCCAUCUUGCCAGCAUGAUUUCCCCUUCUGCAGCUGAACACAAAAGUAACCCAGACCCCUUCAUCCACACAGGCUUCUCCAACAGCGGUCUGGCGGCCAUUGCUCUGCUGGGCUCUUCGGUCGUCUCCAUAGUUGGCUCGCUGUACCUGGCCUACAUCCUGUUCUUUGUGCUCCACGACUUCUGCGUGGUCUGCAUCAGCACCUACCUCCUCAACUUUGCCCUCCUCUUGCUCAACUACAAGCGCCUCGGCUACCUCAACCAGGCCUGGAAGCGCCCCGUGGCCAAAGCCAAGAGGCAGUGAAUGAAGGCGGCACCUCAGGUUGGAAGUCCUGAGAGGGUGGAGGUUUCCCAGGGGUCUCGCCUACCUCUGGUGUUUCCUUAAGCGCUGGGUUGGAUCUGGACCGAAUUCAUUGCGCUUAGGUCCCAUUGAAAUCCAAGGUGAAAAGUUUGUCAUUCCAGUGGGAACUAAAUGCAAGUAGCUUGGUCAGGAUCCAACCCAUUAAUCUGUUUCUAUAUCACCUGAAUGCUCUUCCAGCUUGGAAAACGUCUUCCCAGAAAUCGAUGAGAUCAGCAUUCCACUUGUCUGACCCUUCGGACUCCAUUCAGAUUAGCUUAUGAACCUCCAUUUUGGAACUUAAAUGGAUGCAGUUUUGGGUUGGGGUGACCUACAGAUACGUAAAUCAAGCCCUUUGUUCCUUUCCUUAUUUCUUUUUAAUACAAAACUUAUUUUUAUAGCUCUUUUUAGAAAAAAAUUGUAUACAGAGCAAUUUGUAAAAUACAGCUAUUCGUGAUGACUUUAAAAAGCAUUGAGUUGAGAGCUGUUAUGUCUCUUCUCAGUUGUAAUAGAGUGCUUUUUUUUCUGGGGAUACUCAAGUAGAGUGCAGUACGGGCACUUCUCUCCCCCUAUGUUUCAAAACAACUUCAUGGUGAGUACCAGCACCAUUUUUCCUUUUUGAAAAAGAGCACUGAAUAGAUACAAAAUUGAGCAAAACCAGCUUGUGACUGGGCUUGGCUUAGUUCCUGAAGCACAAACGAAAGCUCAUCCUUUCUCACCAUCAUUAAUAACAGCUACCUUUUACAUAACAGGAGGGCCCUUCUGUUACGAAGGCUGAGGCAAGCCACAGAUUGUGAGGUACCAUUAAAAAGGUAUCAAACUGUAAAUUAUUUUCAUUAGGAUUGAAACCGCAAGGCCAAGGAUGGCCCCUCAAGUUGUUUUUGGACUCUAGUUCCCACCCCACCCAGUCAUGCUGGCUGGGGCUGACUGAGCCCAGCAACAUCUGAUGAGCACCACUACAUGUUUACCAUUAUAUUUGUACCACUACAGUGGGAUGGGAAAUUUGGGUUUGCAGCCUUAGGUACCAAAAAAACUGGGUCUGGCAAAAUAUGGGUGAGCAGCCACUUUUCAGUAUGUUUUCUACAGGCUUCCGGCACAGCUGUCAAUACCCAUUUUCAGAGAAAGUGAGGCAGAGUAGACCUUAAAACAUCUUUGUCCAUUAGAAUUAUCUGUGUGUGGGGGGGGGGAACCAUGCAGCUGACUUAAGCACCCUGCCGCCCCCCCCCCCAGAAGCCUGAGACUGCAACCCUUUUCAGUCUCAGCCAGCAGCUGGUCGGGGCUGAUGGAAGUUGUGGUCCAGAACAUCUGGCAAACACCAGGUUGGCGAUGGCUGGCAUAGAUUAUAAAGUCGAAAGUGAACGACUUACCGGAAUUUUUCCCCAAUUUGAAAUGGUGGUUAUGUUUCUCUGUAUGUACUCCCAGCCAACUGCAGGGGUCACUGUGUAGCCACGGUUAACAGCCUGAAAGUAAGCAAGAAAUAGUUUUUUUAUACGAAGCACAACAGAGCCAUCCAAGAAAGAAAACAGCUUGCCACCUAAUGCAAGAAAUCAUGGUCGAUAAUGAGAGUCUUGAUUGAUUCAAUCCGCAUAAAGUUACAUAUGAACAAAAACAAACACGACUUUUUCUUCUGAAUGUACUUUGCUUUUGAGUGUUGUUGCGUCAGGUAGCAUCUUACAAGAGGUAGUGAGUCCUGUGCAAAACAGAAAAGGGAAUUAUUUUUUUUUCUAAGGUGCAGCCUUAACUUUUUAAAUAAGUGCUUGUAUUAAUAGGGUCCACCACACUGCUUUGUUUCCCAGAUAAUCAAGAGCACUGUAAAAACAACCAUAAGUCCAAGGCUAUUUGAUUAAACUGACUGAUCAAUUUAAAAUAGCAAUCCUGGCAGAAAGAAAAACCUCUGUAACAAUAAAAAAAAAAUCUCUGGAGAAAGCAGCCUCUUGAAUUCCUAGCUUUCAUUAUUAUUAUUUUUUGUGGGGCGGGGCAAGAGUGGUGGUACCUCAUUUUUAAUUUCAGGCUCUUCAGAAAAAGUUCAUAAAGACUUUAAUAGUGUGUUUGCAGGGAUAGACAGGGUCACGCAAAUUCACCCAUUAGAUUAUUACAUUUUUAAUAUGACUGAUACCCUGCCUUUCCAUAUUAGUUUUUUAUGAGAAGUUAUAGACCGCUUGCUCAUUAAAAAUAUCCAAGUGGCGAACAAAAUGCACAGAUGUAUAACAACCCUCAGUAAAACAAUAUCAUGCAACAUACAAGAUUCCUUCAUUAUGUCAUCCACAGGCAUAACUGAUAACAGUUUAGUUGACAGAAGCAUUAAGUAGAAAAGUAUUUGGUAGGCUUCUGAAAGAGAAAAUGAAAGGUGCCUGAUUGUCAGUAGAACAUAAUCCCACAAAGCUGCUGUGACCACAAUGAAGGUUCUGUCACUGCAGAUAUUGCCCUCUUUGUCCUUGUCUAUCACCAGGAUGACAUUUCAACUAAAUUCUUCUUGAGUGUUUUUUUGCAACUCUUAGGCAUGUCCUGAAUUCACUUCAUGUAUGUACAGUGUGCACUGUGAACAGGGCAGCCUAGAUUUGCCCCCUAGCUUGGCAUGGAGCUUGAACAGCGCAUUGGGAACCCACUGUCAUUGGGCCCUGCACACAUCUCUCCCAGCCUAAUCCAAUGGAAACUCUUCCAGCAUCAAAUCAGAAGAUGAGCAAUGAAUGUUAGAAUGAUGUUGGAUAGAAAUUAAGUGGUUUUUAGCUGCAAUACUAUAAGGGAAUAUGAAAAAUGGAUUAUUAAUAGGUAAAAAUUUAAUGUUCCAAUAUUUUAAGAUCAAAGAUUAGGAUAAACAAAGAGGGGAAGGAUUUGCUGAACCAACAAACUGAACUGGAAUACAAAAAAGGGAGGCGUGAGGAGGUCCGGGAAAUAAGCUAAUGAAAAAUAAGUAAUGGAAAGAUUGUGUUGUUUUUAAUUAUUUUUAUUUUUUUAUUUUUAUUUUGUAAUAUUUUGAAAAUCUUAAUAAAUAUCUUAUAAAAAAAAA